CUCCACCGCCGCCCUCCUUCCUCCUCACGACGCGGAAGCGGCCACUGCCGGGCCUAGUGCGGCUGCUGCUGAGGCGGCAAACGACCUCACUUCAGGCUGCUGUCGCCGGCCUCCACCGGCCCUGCUAUGCCGCCGCCGCAGCCCUCGCCUUCUCCCUCGCCGCCGGUGCCUCUGCAGCCCCUGAGCAGCUGCGGCCCGUGGGAGAUGCGCGAGCGGCUGGGCACCGGCGGCUUCGGCAACGUCCUCCGCUGGCAGCACAAGGAAACUGGAGAGCAAAUUGCAAUCAAGCAGUGUCGUCAGGAGCUCAGCCUCCGCAACCGAGAGAGAUGGUGUUUGGAAAUACAGAUCAUGAAACGUCUAAAUCACCCCAAUGUGGUGGCUGCCCGGGAUGUUCCGGAAGGGAUGCAAAAUGUUACACCCAAUGACCUACCCCUGCUGGCUAUGGAAUAUUGCCAAGGAGGAGAUCUUAGGAGGCAUCUGAACCAGUUUGAGAAUUGCUGUGGCCUGCGUGAGAAAGAAAUUCUCAUUUUAUUAUCAGACAUUGCUUCAGCCCUGCGUUACCUUCAUGAGAACAGAAUCAUUCACCGAGACCUGAAACCAGAGAACAUAGUUUUGCAACAAGGUGAAGAGAGGUUAAUACAUAAGAUUAUUGACUUGGGCUAUGCCAAAGAGCUGGAUCAAGGCAGCCUUUGCACAUCCUUCGUUGGGACUUUGCAGUAUCUGGCUCCAGAGCUGCUAGAACAACAGAAAUACACAGUCACAGUCGAUUACUGGAGCUUUGGUACGCUGGCUUUUGAGUGCAUAACCGGUUUCCGACCUUUCCUUCCCAGCUCGCAACCAGUACAAUGGCAUGCAAAGGUCCGACAGAAGAGUGAGCUGGAUAUUGUUGUUUUUGAAGAUUUGUCUGGAGAAGUGAAAUUUUCUAACAAACUGCCCUAUCCUAACAAUCUAAAUAGUGUUUUGGCUGAUAGACUGGAGAAAUGGCUACAGAUGAUGCUGAAAUGGCACCCACGUCAGAGGGGUACUCAUCCCGUGUACGGCACCAAUGGCUGUUUCAAGGCUUUGGAUGAUAUCCUGAAUGUAAAGCUGGUCCAUAUCCUAAACAUGGUAACAGGUUCAACGCACGUGUAUCCUCUAGCAGAGGGAGAGACUUUGCAGAGCAUAAAGAUUAAAAUCGAGGCAGACACUGGUAUUCCAGAGCAGAAUCAAGAAUUGUUACAGGAAGGAGGAUUAGUGUUAUUUCCUGAGAAACAUGAUGCUCAGUAUCUGACUGACAUAAAGCUGAAUGACGCCACUGCUGCUGAUACCAACCUUUUCUUCCUGUUUGAUGGCCGAAAAGUCGCCUAUGAGUCUCAGAUCUCCCCAAGGCCCCAUCCAGAAAGCAUAAACUACAUCCUUCAAGACCCCAAAAGGAACUUCAGCUUCUUGCAGCUGCGCAAAGUCUGGGGUCAGGUGUGGCAUGCCAUCCGAAGCCUGAACGAGGACUUCAAUCAGCUUCAGAAGGGUCAGCGAGCAGCAAUGCGGAACCUGCUGCGUCACAACAGCACUCUUUCCAAGAUGAAGAAUGCGAUGGCCUCGCUCUCCCAGCAGCUGAAGGCAAAGUUGGACUUCUUCAAAACCAGCAUCCAGAUCGAUCUGGAGAAAUACAACGAGCAAAUUGAAUUUGGAAUCACUUCUGAGAAACUGCUACUUGCUUGGAAGGAGAUGGAACAGACCGUUGAGCUUUGUGGAAGAGUAAGUUGCAAUUCACUUAAAAUCAGAUUUGCUACCGUAGAAUAAAUGUUUUCCCCUGCUCUUGUAUCAGCUGGCUGAGGUCACUAAAGGAAGAACCCUGGUUUGUUGAACACUUCAAGAUGAGUGGGCCUGCAUAUAACAUUAAUGAACAAAUCACAAUAUUGUUGAGUUCGGUGUGUGAACCGUGUCAUUGUUCUGUACAAGAGUUCUAUAUUCCUCUGCUUCUGUGGCAAAUAGGCUGAGACCAGAGGUGGUAUUUAGUUGAUUCAGACCGGUUCGCUCGAACCCGUAGUGGAAAUCGUGUGUGGGCCACCCACCCACCCUGGCUCUAUGUCGUCCUAUUUGAGCACAUUUUUGUGGCUGUGCGCGUGCGUGGAAGGGGCUCAUGCGAGCGAAGUGAGUGCACAUUUGUGCAACGUGCAUGCGAACUUUUGCGAACUGGUAGGGAAAGUAAGUGAAAAGCACACUUGGCUGAGACAGAAAGACAGCUUUAACCAAAGCUGCCUAGUGAAAUGUAAUGUUCACGAUGACAUCUGAUUCUGGAGGCUCUUUGGUAGUCUGUUACACCAACACCAUUGUUUGUGUUCUCGUUCAGAAUUUGUAAGCGGCAAGUAUUGCUAUCCCUCAAAAGUUUUCAACAUAUUCUUCCCAUCAGUGAUAGUUGUAGGUUUUUCCAUCUUUCCAUCUAUUAGAUGGAAUAGAUCUAUUUCUAUUUGUUUCCUCACCUUGUAAGAUAUCCUCCUUUAACGUUAUACACCUUGAUGUCAAUUGAAUCCCCAAAUAUUUCACUUUUUUCACUACCUGUAUGUCCAG
Thamnophis sirtalis is the source of this 2547-nucleotide messenger RNA. NCBI's taxonomy places the organism in Eukaryota, Metazoa, Chordata, Lepidosauria, Squamata, Natricidae. The record is from RefSeq and is a predicted model, not a curated record.